AUGGAAGAGGCCUCGAGGCUGUUGUCUGCCAUCGAACUUGAUGAGUACACGGUGAAGGAAGUCCAGAAUGGCUGGGAGACGACGGAGAAGCGUCUUGGAGGUCCAAAAGAAGCCGGAGAGCAUGUCUUCGGGAAACUAAAGGACGCCGUGCCCAAGACUGAAGGCAUGUUGAAGCGAUCGAGUACUGUGUGGCAUCUGCUGGAUGAGCUUCUGCAGGCUUUGAAUGAUGCCAAGCUGGUACAAAAGCGUUUGGAGUACCUUGCCUUGCGCCACAUGAAUGCAGACAUCACAACGGCCGACGUUGAGGUGUUCAAAGGCAUCCUUCUCGAAGUGUGUGCAUCAAAACUGGGUGGACUCAUGACGGCAGAGUUUCAGUUCGGCCUCAGCCAGACGAUCACUGCCCUGGGUGUCUCAUUGGCGCGGACGCACGAGCAUUAUGCUGAGCGGCUUAACCUUCUGAGGACCUGCUGGAAGGAGGCCAACGCCACAAGCGAAGAGGCCGCAGAGGAGCAUCAGGAGGAUCACGAGGGCGAGGAUCACUCCGAUGCGGCUCAGGCAGCAUCGCCAAAAGGCCACCAGGACGGCACCUCGCCUAAAGGCCACCAGGAUGGGACGACCAUGGAGAAGGGCGAGCAGGCCGACCAGGAUUGCCACCAGCAGUGGAAGCAGAAUUCCAACAUGGACAUUCCGAAGACCUUUGCAGCGAUGGCACGCUUCAACGCCUCCGUCAUGGGCAUUGGGGACCGCAUGUGGUUUGCCGACCUUUUGUACUCUAUGGAGUUCUUGGUGCCCUACAUCGGCAACAUUGAUCGAGUUCAGGAGGAGUGCGACGUGCUCGCCUUGACGCUGGCACACUACGACAAGGUCAAUCUUGCAGAGUUCCGCUCUGUGAUGUUCGCCAGCUUGAG
Molecule: messenger RNA, 908 nt
Organism: Symbiodinium necroappetens
Lineage: Eukaryota; Dinophyceae; Suessiales; Symbiodiniaceae
Source: the annotation of a GenBank genome assembly